AUGUUUGGAUUUUGGAUUCUGGCCCUGUUUCUGCUCAGCGCAGCAGAAGGCAAAGAAGUCUGCUAUGAUAGGCUUGGGUGCUUCACAGAUGAUGCGCCAUGGUCUGGGACUGUAGAAAGGCCAAUCUACAAAUUACCCUGGAAACCAGAGAGUGUGGACACCCAUUUCCUCCUGUACACUAAAGAGAACCCUGACAACUUUCAAGAGGUGUCUGCUGUUAAUAAGGCAACACUCAAGGCCUCAAAUUUUAAAGCAAACAGGAAGACCAGAUUUAUUGUACAUGGAUUUGUAGACAAGGGAGAAGAAAACUGGCUGUCAGACAUGUGCAAGAGGAUGCUUACUGUGGAAGAUGUGAACUGCAUCUGUGUGAGCUGGAAGAGAGGUGCAAGGUGUCAGUACACCCAGGCAGCCAACAACGUCCGCGUCGUGGGCGCCGAAAUCGCUUACUUUAUCAAUGUCCUCAUGGAAGACUACGGGUACUCCCCGGCAGAUGUUCACAUCAUCGGGCACAGCCUGGGAGCUCACGUUGCUGGCGAGGCCGGCCGGAGGCGCCCGGGCAUCGGCAGAAUCACCGGACUGGACCCUGCCCAACCUUAUUUCCAAGGCACUCCAAUUGAAGUCAGACUGGAUAAAUCUGAUGCAGAAUUUGUUGACGUUAUCCACACAGACACAGCUCCCACAAUCCCCAACUUAGGUUUUGGCAUGCGCCCAGCCAUAGGACAUCUCGACUUUUAUCCAAACGGAGGAGUGGAGAUGCCCGGGUGUGACAAGAACCCUGUUUCACAGAUCGUAGACCUCGAUGGCAUCUGGGAAGGAACUCGGGACUUCGUGGCUUGCAAUCACUUGCGGAGUUACAAGUAUUACUCGGACAGUAUCAUCUACCCUGACGGAUUUUUAGGCUAUACUUGUGCUUCAUAUGAUCUUUUUCAAAAAGGAAGCUGUUUCCCAUGCCCCGCAGAGGGAUGCCCAAAUAUGGGUCACUAUGCUGACAAAUUCAAGGACAAGAUUAAGAGCGAAUUCACAAAACUUUACCUGAAUACUGGAGAGGCCAGGGAUUUUCCUCUUUGGAGGUACAAAGUGUCCGUGACCCUCUCUGGAAAGAGCAAAGUAACAGGACGGGUAAAUGUUGCCCUGUAUGGCAAUAGUCGGAACACAAAGCAGCACCAGAUCAUCAAGGGUACCCUCCAACCAGGCAACACUUACACAGCCUACAUUGAUGCCGAAGUUAAUGUAGGAGAAAUCAGCAAGGUUAAGUUCCUUUGGAACAACAACGUGAUAAACCCAUCUCUUCCUAAACUGGGAGCUGCUACUGUCACUGUAGAAGCUGGGCAAAAUGGAAAAGAGUACCGUUUCUGUGGCUCUGAGACCGUGAGGGAGGAUGUCCUGCAGACCCUGACUGCUUGCUAAGAGCACAUUUGCAUCCCCAAAUCCUUGCUACCAAUAAAAGCUACUCAUACAUAAAACACUGG
Messenger RNA from Passer montanus (Eurasian tree sparrow), 1469 nucleotides. RefSeq names its product pancreatic triacylglycerol lipase-like. Gene Ontology annotation, molecular function: protein binding; triacylglycerol lipase activity. Gene Ontology annotation, biological process: lipid metabolic process. The record is from RefSeq and is a predicted model, not a curated record. NCBI's taxonomy places the organism in Eukaryota, Metazoa, Chordata, Aves, Passeriformes, Passeridae. Bases 1 to 1407 code for a protein of 468 amino acids. The transcript has 12 exons.